This is a messenger RNA of Trichomonas vaginalis G3, 261 nucleotides long. Its product is annotated as spectrin binding. Bases 1 to 261 code for a protein of 86 amino acids. Lineage: Eukaryota; Parabasalia; Trichomonadida; Trichomonadidae. The record is from RefSeq and is a predicted model, not a curated record. The transcript has a single exon.
AUGAGUCAGGGAAUUGUUCUGAACUACGAAUAUAUUGGCUCACAUAUCAAAGAUUAUAUUGAAGCGGAUAAUCUCUUUAGCACAUUCGAAGUAGAAGAUAUCAAAUCAAUCAUGAAAUUCCCGAAUUUAACACCUGAUGACUUCAAUUCUCUUCUUGUGCAAUCUUGUUCUGUCAUUUCAGCGUGCGAAUUGUAUACAUGCACUCGAAAUGCAAAUAUUUCAAUAAACAACAUACAAGAUGCCAUUUCAACACUUAAAUAA